Messenger RNA from Megalops cyprinoides (Indo-Pacific tarpon), 2807 nucleotides. RefSeq names its product U2 snRNP-associated SURP motif-containing protein-like. Gene Ontology annotation, cellular component: nucleus. Lineage: Eukaryota; Metazoa; Chordata; Actinopteri; Elopiformes; Megalopidae. The record is from RefSeq and is a predicted model, not a curated record. Gene Ontology annotation, biological process: RNA processing. Gene Ontology annotation, molecular function: RNA binding. The transcript is spliced from 24 exons. The coding region runs from base 68 to 2794 and encodes 908 amino acids.
UCAACAUGGCGGAUCAAUAACAAACGUCUUGUGCGUUAUUCGACAUUUGGUAACAAAUCUUGGAAACAUGGCUGACAAAAAAGGGAAACAUGUUGGGGCCAAGAGGACACUAACCAAGAAAGAACAGGAAGAGCUGAAGAAAAAGGAAGAAGAGAAAGCAGCCGAGGUUUUUGAAGAGUUUUUGGCAUCAUUCGAUGGCAACGAGAAGAGCGGGGUGAAGACUUUUGUGCGUGGGGGGAUUGUCAAUGCCACGAAAGAGGAAGAGGCUGCAGAGGUGAAGAAGAGCAAGCUCUACCGACCCGCCACCAAAUUCACGCCACUGCCUCAGAAUGUGUUGUCAACGCCGCCAGCGGAGAAGAAACCUAUUGUCAAGAAGAAGACUGAGGAGAAGAAAAAGAGCAACCUUGAACUCUUUAAGGAAGAGCUGAAGCAGAUACAGGAGGAGCGAGAGGAGAGGUACAAGAGGAAGAAAAACGACCCCGGAGGCUUCACUGACCUGGACACGCCCACCUCGCGACGCUCGAUAUUUGAUGAUGACCCUGCAAUGCCCAACACUACAAAUCUCUACAUUGGAUGCAUUAACCCAAAGAUGAAUGAGGAGAUGCUCUGCAAGGAGUUUGGGAAAUACGGGCCCCUGGCCAGCGUCAAGAUCAUGUGGCCGCGGACGGACGACGAGCGUACGCGGGUCACCAACCGCGGCUUCGUCGCGUUCAUGACACGCAAGGACGCGGAGAGGGCGCUGGCGGCGCUGGACGGCAAAAUGGUGAUGGGCUUUGAGAUGAAGCUGGGCUGGGGCAAGGCGGUGCGCAUCCCGCCCCAGCCCCUCUACACCCCCAUCGGGGUGCUGAAGACGUCCACGCCCCCACCACCAUCCGGACUGCCCUUCAAUGCCCAGCCCCGAGAGCGCUUCCGCAACGACUUCACCAAACCCCUCAACCGCUCCAAGGAGGAGUUCGAAAAGACUCUGUCCGAGGCCGUAGUCAAAGUGGUUAUCCCGACAGAAAGAAACCUUUUAGGGCUCAUCCACAGAAUGAUUGAGUUUGUGGUGCGGGAGGGGCCUAUGUUUGAAGCCAUCAUCAUGAGCAAUGAGAAGAGCAACCCAGACUUCAGGUUUCUGUUUGACAACAAGAGCCAGGCGCAUGUAUACUACAGGUGGAAGCUGUACUCCAUACUCCAGGGCGAGUCCCCCAAUGAGUGGAGGACGGCAGACUUCCGCAUGUUCCGCGGGGGCUCCAUUUGGCGGCCGCCCCUGCUGAACCCCUACCUGCAUGGAGCUGAGGACAACCGCGAGGAAGAGGAGGAGGAGGAGGAGCUGAAGAAGGGCCAGCUGAAGGCGGAGCACAGAGACCGGCUGGAGAACAUCUUGCGGACGCUGACUCCGCGCAGGGACGACAUCGGCGACGCCAUGGUGUUCUGCCUGGAGCGAGCGGAGGCAGCGGAGGAGGUGGUAGGGUGCAUUGCCGAGUCCCUAUCCCUCCUCCAGACGCCGCUGCAGAAGAAGAUUGCAAGAUUAUAUUUGGUAUCUGAUAUAUUGUACAACUCAAGUGCCAAGGUGGCCAAUGCGUCCUACUAUCGGAAAUACUUUGAAGCCAAGCUGCCCCAGAUAUUCGGUGACAUCAGCGAGGCGUACCGGAAUGUUCAGGCAAGGCUUCAGGCUGAACAGUUCAAACAAAAGGUCAUGUGGUGCUUCCGGGCAUGGGAAGACUGGGCCAUCUACCCAGAGUCCUACCUGAUCCAGCUGCAGAAUAUCUUCCUGGGCCUGGUCAAAGCUGGUGAGGAAGUGAUUGCAAGAUCAGAGUCUCCUGACCUGGACGGGGCACCCAUGGAGGAUGUGGAUGGGGUGCCUUUAGAGAAUGUGGAUGGCUCACCCAUGGCCAGCCACCCCUGGGACCCCGCCUCCCUGGAUGGAGUGCCUGUGGAUGACAUCGAUGGCGUACCCCUUGGUGACACAAUGGAUGAUAUCGACGGGAUGCCUUUGGAGGAGAACGCUGAUAAAGGCAAAGCUCCCCCUCUCGCCUGUGUGGCCCUGUCCAAAUGGGAGAGAGUGGACGACACAGAAGUCCUACCACAAGCAAACACUGAAUCAAAAUGGGACACACUUGAAGACCAGGACUCCGAAGACAAUAUGAAUGUUAGUGCGGACACCAAGGAUGACGACAGGGACUCUGAUGAAGACAGCAGUGACGAAGACUCCUCCAGCCCCUCCAAAUUCGACGGUGCCGACUUCAAAAGCUCCGUGAGCAAUUUUGAAAUGUCAGAGAGCAAGAGGACGAAGCUUCGGGAGCUGGAGGUGAAGGUCAUGAAAUUCCAGGACGAGCUGGAGUCAGGCAAAAGACCCAGGAAGCCAGGGAAGACUGUUCAGCAGCAAGUAGAACACUAUAGGAACAGGCUUUUACAGAAGGAGUUUGAUAAGGACGACCCUGAGAAGAAGGACAGACCCACACAGAAGUCCAAAGACAGAGCAAAAAAAGAGGAGAAGAAGGACAAGUUGGAGGAGCGCAGCAAAGCCAAGGAGAAGGACAAGGACAAGGACAAGGAUAAGGACAAGGACAAGGACAGAGACAGGAAGAGGAGCAAAGAACUGAGCCAAGACCGUGAACGCAACCAUGGGCGCAGCAAAGACAUUGAGGAGCGCACUGACCGAUACAGGAGCAGCUCCCCAUCCACGUCAAAAUCGAAAUCCCCGAAGAAGUCCAAGAGAUCACGGUCACCGUCGCCAAGCAGACGGUCGUGGAGGUCGAGUUCCAGGUCCCCUCAUCGUUCCCACAAAAAGUCAAAGAAGAGCAAACACUGACACCCCUUCCCCA